GGGGGUGUGGGGGCACGGGUGCAAAUGAAACAUCGAAUUAGUCCGCCCGCGGCUCUCAUUUUUUGUACUUCUACAUUAUAACUAGUUAUUGAACUAGGUGCACGAUCUGAAAGCCAUUUGUGGGGAAAAGAAUUCAUUGCUGUCUCUCCAUCAAUAAUCCUUGGCAGUGAACUAUUGGAACCAGUCAAACGCGGGGGGUGAAACGCAGGUCAGGCUGUCUAACUAAUAUUAAAAUGCGUUCGCCAGAGCGCAUGGGGCGAGAGGGGAGUAUGUGAUGUGCAUGCAGAGCUAUCACAACGACUGAGCACAACAACAUGCAUGCAUAUAGAUGCGUAAAAAGCCAAGAAAUCACAAUUUUUGUCUUUUUUACCUCUUCUUUUUAGUGUUUUCUUUGCUUUAACCAUUUUCUCACUCAAUAAAAAAAUCCAUCAAGCUGAUGUACAGAAUGUGAGCAGAAUUACAUGGAUGAAGAUGUUUUUGAGGGCCCCUGCACAUCUCCACUGUUAUCAAUUCUAUCGAUUCACAAUCUGAGCAUGUUUGCUGGCUCUAAUAACUCCCAAACAGGUCGCAGGUCCGAUAUUACAUUUUUCAUCCGAGGCUUUUCUCAUUAGCUUCCAGAGUGGCAGGAAAAAAGGUUACGGCGCGGUCAGUAUGGUAAUGGCAGCCAGGAGAAAUGCUUGGGAACAAAAGAAACUUAUUUUUCAUCUGCGCUGUCACGCAUCCCUUUUGUAUCCGCCGUGUUUGUAGCUGAAUAUUCAUACAGAAGAUACCUCAAAGGCAGAGGGUGAAUGUGGAGAAAAGACACCCUCUUCUCUUUGUGUUUGCAUAUGUAUAAAGAAAAAAAUGCACACUUUAAGUCUGCCUCAUGAUAUGGAAAAUAUAUUUAAAAAAAAAUAAUUUGUGGUUUAAACUCGUUGUUUUUGCACAAAGGAUCUCCUUUUCAGAGUCAAACCCAGAUCUUUAGUUGCCUAUAUGUACCCUGUAGAACCGAAUUUGUGUGGAAUACAAGCAUUCGCAAAUACGUCUCUACAGGAAUACAUGGGGAACUGAAAUACAACAAAGGAUGGCUCUGAUUGUUCUUCAUCAGCCCCUCCUCACUUGCCUCUAGCUGUUUUCCUUCAUCCCCUCCUUCCUCUGCAUACACAAGCACCAGUAACGAUGCGUGCAGCUCACACCCAGGCACCAGCAGUUGCUAUCUCUUUCUGCUGCAAACGCAUCCACGCUGCAGAUAACCCUUGGAUUGUGUUUGUAGGCCAGAGAGGCUAAAGAAAUGUGUGCGGUUCGCGGCUACUACUGUGUCAGAGCCUGUAAAACACGUUAGGAACCAGGGGUCGUUUAAAAGUGACUGAUUUACGGCUUUUAUUGCUCUAUAAAACGCCUCUAACAUCCUCGCCAGGGAUAAUAGAAAUGUCGUGCUGCAUUCUUUACAAACAAGUGCAGCCAGAAAUAUGAUAUGCAGUUGCACAGUGUGUUUUUAACCUUGUUAUGUAAUUAUAGCUGUGAAAAUAAACACUUUGGCUUACAGUGUGUUGCUGCAGACCAAAAUAUUGAGCUGAGUGCCCUCCUAAUUUAUUAUUAUUAUUAUUAUUAUUACUACUAUUUGGAGAAUUGUUGUUGCUUGUUGACCUGUCUGCUACUUUAGUUGUCCUUCUGACUCCAGAUGUUUUAUAGGAAUAGCUUGUGACAACUUUCUACAUGCAGACAAAAAGAGUUUACAGUAAAGAAGACAAGCUUUGAGGUGGAUUGUGGUUUUCCAACAGCAGCUCAAUACUGAUUUGAGCGUUAAUGUUUUUUGUGUCACGUUUGGAGCCAGGCCAUGUUUAAACCACGUUUAAAAGGAUGAUGUAAACACCCACAUGCAGAAAUGACUUGUUUUGUGCACUAUACGCAUUAGUGACUUGUUAGAAAAUCUUCUUCUGCAUUUUCUGUCACGGAAUUUGGCUUGUACUUGCUAGUGUCUCCUGUUGACUGUAAACAGGAGUCUGUACCCAGAUACAUGUUUGUGCGUCUUAGUUUUGCUAAAAAAGAGAGACUCCUUUAAGCACACUGAAUUGUUUUUCCUCUGUUUAUAGCAGAUCUUAUAGGUCAUUAAAGUAUGACUUUCAGGCCUGAAACUACAAAAACUCUGAUUACAUAAUGUUUGUUGUGAAGUCAGCAGGUUAUUGUUUAAUUUUAAUGGCUUUAUGCUUGGCUGCACGGUGGAUGAGUGUCAUCACUGCAACUCUUCAGUUUGAUUGUUCCUCAUCGGGGUUUGUGCCUCUGCUGUACAAAGUUUAAAUUAAUUCAGAUUAAAGAAUGUUGGGUCUGCUGUUUUCCUUCCAGCAAACCACAAAAAUCUUGGUUUUUAUGGUUUAUAGGCUGUUACUCUAAUGAUAAUGUAAAUAAAUGGACUUCAGGACGUAAUAUUUGUUUUUUGUGAGUAAACUACUUUCUAUUGGGGUGGCCAUGGUGCAGAAUGGUUGACUUCUGAUCGGACGAUUGCAGGUCUGGUUCCCGCCUUACCUCAGUGUGUGGAAGUGUCCUUGGCUAAGACACUGAACCCCACAUUGGUCCUGUUAUAGGUUGGUGUCAGUGUUAUGCAGUGUAUGAAUGGGAUUGUGACUGUAAAGCGCUUUGGGCCUUCGAAUAAUUUCAAUUGCUCUAUCCUCCUGAAAACCAGCCUAUUUAUGAAGGGGAAAUUGUUUUUUUCUGUCCUUUGACUCUCGAAUGAGACCUGAUGUGCUUAAAUAAGAACAUUCUAGCCUUUACAGUGAAAUCUCAGGUGUUCAGGUGGGAUUAUGACAAGUUAUUAUUAUUAUUACAAAAUAGAUUAUACAGAAAAGUAAACACUGACUUAACAUUAAAAAAUUGAAGUAAUUUAUAACAUCUAAUAUUUCCCUUUGGUACAUUAUGCAAAAAACAUACACACAAAAGACACAUGGCAUAACGUAUAAAGUUUAAAUUCAAAAGAGCAAUUUAAUAUCUUUGAUUAUGCCAAUGAGUACAGACAUUAAACAAAUGAUCUACUUUUAGGUCAUAAUUGUGCUGGUUCUCAGGAGGAUACAUGUGCUAUUUACGUUUAUUUUAAAUCAGUCAGAUUGCUGUUGCUUUCUGCAGCAAUUGUGUUUGGAAUGUGAAAAAUAGAAAAGUGAAAGCACCUGAAACAGGAAAUGAUUUUACAGAAUUGUGAUCCUCUACUAUGUGAUAUUACAAAGAAAAAACAAUUUCUCUAUUUUUAUUUUCUGUUUUAGACCAUCUGGGGCUAAAAUGGUUCUAGGAGAAUUAUCUAGAUGCAAAUCUCCAUGUUUGCCACAUGUGUAUUAAUGAGCCAUUAUCCUUUCCACAGCUAAGGUGCUGCUGGUAAAGGAGGGGCUUCAUAUAUUUAAAGCACCUCUCUGGCCUUCACACUAACACAACGAUCGGUUCUCUUUGGCGGUGCCCUAUCCUUGUCGAGCCUUUGUCCCUUUGAAUAAUUGGAACUGGUAGAUUUUGCCUGUUUUAUGUUUUUUUUUUCCUUGGUCAGCAGCAACUAGUUUGUCCCCAAGAUCAAUUGCCGUGGUAACACAACCAGAGAAAGGGAGGAGAGGAGAAGGGGGUGAUGGGGGAGAAGGAGAAACACAGGAGGAGAGAGAGGGAGAGAGGGAGAGAGACAGAGAUUUUUGCCCACAAUGGCGACUGUAGGUAUGCUAAAUACCUCUGGUUCCUUAUCCGGGAACUACCUCUUUCUCUGCUAUUGGGCCAUUGGGUCACGUGGUUAAAGUAACUUUACAGGGCUGCUCGCAAGUAGGAGGGCUUUAUGAAGCAGAAAAACGACAAAGCUAGAAAAAUUAUUUUCCACUCCAGAAAUUAAUGAUCAUGAGCUCGUAUUUGAUGGAGUCUAACUACAUUGAUCCGAAAUUUCCUCCAUGCGAGGAAUAUUCGCAAAAUAACUACAUCCCAGAGCAUAGUCCAGAAUAUUACAGCCGCGCGAGGGACACUGGCUACCAGCAUCAUCACCAGGAGUUAUAUCCUCCGCGGGCGAGCUACCAGGAGCGCCAGUAUAACUGUGCAAGCAUCCCUGAGCCUGACACGCCAAGGGGACAUGGAAUACCCCAUUCUGCGCACCUGCUGACAGGAAAAGGGCAACCAGCCUCAUGUGAAACGCCACAGUUGUCCAUGUCCCCUGCCACCCCACCGGCCGCUGCCUCCGCCUGCAACCAAGCUACCCCGGAGCAUCCAAACAGCACAGCCUCCUCCAAGCAGCCGGUGGUGUACCCAUGGAUGAAGAAAAUUCACGUCAGCACUGUGAACUCCGGUUACAAUGGGACGGAGCCAAAGCGGUCUAGGACAGCAUAUACCCGGCAGCAAGUCUUAGAAUUGGAGAAGGAAUUCCACUAUAACCGAUAUUUAACUCGGCGGAGGCGCAUCGAGAUUGCGCACACCCUGGUGCUCUCCGAGCGACAGAUUAAAAUCUGGUUUCAGAACCGCCGGAUGAAAUGGAAAAAGGACCACAGGCUCCCGAACACCAAAGUGAGGUCCUCCUCCUCCUCCGGGUCCAACACAAGCUCAGCGGCCGGCGGAGUGGCCGCUGCAUCGGCCACUAACACUGGGCCCGACGAACUCAGUGGAGCACAGCAUGGCGAGGAUAUUACCAGGUUAUAAAACAAGAUCGAGGGUAGACAAAGAACUGCUUAUUUAUAGGACAAUUCUAUAUUUUGUUUUCGUAGCUAUCUCGUGCGGUUUCCUUUAAGUCCAAAGUUAUAUAAAAUGCAUGUUAUAUGGCAUGGAUUACUGCGAAUACCGAUGAAUUAUUUUUACGUGACUACAGGGUUUAAUUUAUUUGAAGUUCAAUUAUGAUGUUUUUUAUUAAAAAAUGUUUUGAAUGAAGGUGGAAAAACAGUAAAAAAAAAGACAUUUUAUCAAAUUGUUAUUGUGGGCCAUUGUUUUGCCCUGCUGCCCAAUGUAAAAUGCACAAUCUAUUUAUUUCACGCAACACUGGAAGGAUACACUAUAAUGAUAGUUAUUUUUGGUAUUAAAAAAAAGCUGGAACACACCAUUGAUCUUGAACGUGUCUGUUUAGGAUAAGGUUUAAAAAAUGUGUGAAUUACCUCGUGUAUUUCAGAUACAGGUUUUUUGGUCUUCAGUUUAGUUUUUCGUGGUGUUGAUGUUGUGUUUAGACCGUCAAAAAGCGGAUUAUUGUGAACUGCAAUAAACGGACUUUAGUGUAUUUGUGCUAAUCAUAUUGGUCAAUAAAACAGUGAGUGUCUACUAGUUUUAAAAAACGUUUUUGUCGGAGUUUGUUUGAGGAGAGAUGACUUUUUGUAAAAACUGUACAGAUGUGUAUAUUUAACGUUUUUUAAAGUGAUGUUUUCACAUUAGCGCCACUAUUUGUUCCAUCAUUUUUUAAGCCGUCCUUAAAGUGGGGAUUUGUCCUGACAACAUGUGUGUAAACGAGUGCCAGAAUAUUUCUGAAGUUGAAAUCUGAAGGAAAAGGUUGCCAGCACGGAGCAUUGCACCAGCCUGAAGGGCAUUAAACAGCAUCGAGGCCCUCCAGCUCCUCGGAUACCUUUUAACUUCAGAUCAAAGAUUUAAAGAUGCACGAGCUUAAAUUAGAAAGUGUCAUUUCUUAGGUUUUGCAAAAUGUUGUGGAAAUAUGCACUCAUUUAUUUAUUUUUUUCUAUUUUCCACACGCGCAACAAAGCUGGGUUUUUUCCAAAAUGUGACCAAAAAAAGAGUAAUAAAGUCGAUGUACUGCAUCAUGUGGUGUUCGUUAACUAUCACAGUGAGGACAGUAAUGUAGUUACAUUUGUUCACAGGCGUUGCAGCAGCGUCAUGGCCAUGAGGAGGAGUACACUGCUGCUUUCAUGUGUGCUCAGUCUCUGGCUUGAGGUUGUAUAAACACUUUGCCCGCAUGCUUGCUGACUCCCAAGUGUGCAGUUUGCCUCCAUGGUACGCAGCAGCUUGAGAGAAUGUAGAAAGCUAAAAAAAAAAAAAAA
This is a messenger RNA of Oryzias melastigma (Indian medaka), 5954 nucleotides long. It is a transcript of the gene hoxc4a, whose product is annotated as homeobox C4a. Gene Ontology annotation, molecular function: RNA polymerase II cis-regulatory region sequence-specific DNA binding; DNA-binding transcription factor activity, RNA polymerase II-specific. The transcript is spliced from 2 exons. Gene Ontology annotation, biological process: regulation of transcription by RNA polymerase II; anterior/posterior pattern specification; embryonic skeletal system morphogenesis. Gene Ontology annotation, cellular component: nucleus. The coding region runs from base 3829 to 4620 and encodes 263 amino acids. The record is from RefSeq and is a predicted model, not a curated record. Lineage: Eukaryota; Metazoa; Chordata; Actinopteri; Beloniformes; Adrianichthyidae.